GGCCGGGAGCGGCGGCAGCGCUCGCCCGGCGCCCUCAGCUCCCGGCCUCCGGAGCCCUCGGUUUCGGCUCGCUCUCCCCUUCCCCGGCUCCGAACCAGACACAGCCGCCGCCGCCACCCCGCGCGCUGCCGGCUCUCAGGGACAGCCCGGGCCGGCCACGGGCACCGGCCGUUUCCUGCGUUGGGACUGGAGGGGCUGCAAAGCGGCCACCGACCCGGAGACGCCCUCUGGGGCCCGGCACAGCGCACGGUGAGCGCCCCUUAGGUUCGGGGAGGGGGGGCCCCUUAGGCGCGGGAACCGGCGCACCCCCGGGGUGCCCGAUGGGGCCGCCUGGGGGGCGCAGGGCUGGAGUCGGGUCCAGGCGUAGCCGCCCGCUGCCGCCGAGCCUGACAUGCUGCCUCCAGGGCGCAACGGCUCCGUGCACCCAGCGCGGUUUGGGCGGCAGCAGCAGCUGGCGCAAGCGGGCACAGUGGGGGGCUCGGCGGGGGCGGCGCCUAGGGGGCCCACGCAGGUGGUCACCGCCAGCCUCCUGACCCUGCUCAUCGUCUGGACCCUGCUGGGCAACGUGCUGGUGUGCGCAGCCAUCAUGCGCAGCCGCCACUUGCGCGCCAAGAUGACCAACGUCUUCAUCGUGUCUCUGGCCGUGUCCGACCUCCUUGUGGCGCUGCUGGUCAUGCCGUGGAAGGCGGUCGCCGAGGUGGCCGGUUAUUGGCCCUUCGGGGCAUUCUGUGACGUCUGGGUGGCCUUCGACAUCAUGUGCUCCACCGCCUCCAUCCUGCAUCUGUGUGUCAUCAGCGUAGACCGCUACUGGGCCAUCUCCAGGCCCUUCCGCUAUGAGCGCAAGAUGACGCAGCGCCUGGCCCUGGUCAUGGUGGGCCUGGUGUGGACCUUGUCCGUCGUCAUCUCCUUCCUCCCAGUGCAGCUCAACUGGCACCGGGACAAGGUGGGCUCCUGGGCCAGGGCGCACCUGCCGUCCAGCGCGGCCAACACGACACCCUGGGAGGAGGCAGGGGAGCUGGAGGCGAGGGCGGAGAAGUGCGACUCCAGCCUGAACCGGACUUACGCCAUCUCCUCCUCGCUCAUCAGCUUCUACAUCCCGGUGGCCAUCAUGGUCGUGACCUACACGCGCAUCUACCGCAUCGCGCAGGUGCAGAUCCGCCGGAUCACCUCGCUGGAACGCGCGGCCGAGCACGCGCAGAGCUGUCAGGGCCGCGCGGCCUGCGCGCGGGACACCAGCCUGCGGGCGUCCAUCCGGAAGGAGACCCAGGUGCUCAAGACCCUGUCGGUGAUCAUGGGGGUCUUCGUGUGCUGCUGGUUGCCCUUUUUCAUCCUCAACUGCACGGUUCCGUUCUGCGCCGGUGACCCCGAGGGCCGGCGCGCCAGCUUCCCGUGCGUCAGCGAGACCGCCUUCGACGUCUUCGUGUGGUUGGGCUGGGCCAACUCCUCGCUGAACCCGGUCAUCUACGCCUUCAACGCCGACUUCCGGAGGGUAUUUGCGCAGCUGCUGGGGUGUGGCCACCUCUGCUCGCGCACCGCGGUGGAGACGCUAAACAUCAGCAACCAGCUCCUGUCCUACAACCAAGACACGGCCUUCCCGCAGGAGGUGGCGGCUGCCUCUGUCCACGUGAUCCCCAACGCGGUGAGCCCUGGGGCUGCGGGGGGCGACGAGGAGGAAGAGGAGGAGGAGGAGGAGGGGGAGGAACGCCCCUUCGACCGUGUGUCCCAGACCUCCCAGAGGUCCCCAGAUGGAGACCCGGCUGCCGAGUCAGUGUGGGAGCUGGACUGUGAGGGGGAGAUUUCCUUAGGCAAAAUAACGCCUUGCACCCCCAAUGGAUUCCACUGAACUGCCCAGAAAUGUGCUCGCGCAUCUGCACUAAGUCCACACGCGCGUGUGCGCACACAUGCACACACACACCUCCAGUGCUGCUCGGCUCAUCCCGCGUUUCCGUGUCCUGCGUAGUAGUCCACGUGCUGGGAGACCUUCCCCUGUGAAUUCCUGGUUGGACAUUUGCGGAGGCAGUGGAAUAAAUGCUGUCAAAUACACCCCAGCCUGGCAAAGAUGGACCCGGGGUUCUAUCAAAGAGAAAGCUGCGCUUGGAUUUUUAAAAAUGUGAUCCCCUUUUCUUAAGAAAGAGAAAACCCCUGGCCUCCUCUUUCAAGCAGCGUCUGGAUGGGUGGGGACUUUUCUGUGUCUGGGCUGACUGAACGAAAAGCCGGGUGGGAGGGUGAUGGAGGGGUGGGGCAGCUGUGUGGUGCCCCGGGCUUGUGCCGCUGUCCGCUCUGUGCUGCUGGAUGUCUACGCUCCUGGAGCAGGUCAUCCUGAUUCGCUGGGCUUCUACCAAGCACAGUUAUGCGAGGAUGGGCAAGAUCUUUGCUUUGCUGCACUGGGGUUCAAGGCUGCUCCUGCAGAAACGGCCAGUGCACCCUUAAGAAGCAGAGGAGACGUUUGCUGGACCUGAACGCACACUUUUGUUUCCUUCACUGUUUGACCUUAAAGGAUCACGCAGCGUGUAGGGCCUUGGGAUUUUUCUUGGACACACACAUCUGGAGUGGACGCUGGAAGCUGGUUUUGAGGCCACUGUGAUGGAAAUGAUUUUCUCAAGCCUCCCACUGGAGGUGAGACCUCCUCUCACAGAGGAGGACCCAGGUAUAGGAAGGUUACAUCGUUUGCCCAAGGUCACGAGGCAAGGAGGGGAUGGAACCAGGGCUUCCUGUAAAAAUAAUGUAGCAGGAGACCACCCUUCCGAUUCCUAGAGAUGCUGUUGGUUCAUGGAAAAGGCCUUCUAGAAUAAUGGCACGACCUUGGGAUGUUUUACAGUGACGUGGGUUUGAAACAGAAGCAUCCAUAUGCUUUGGAAAAGAAACCCCACUUUUAAACGGGCGUGACUAUUUGUAGACAAGAGUGGGUAGGCGGAUACAAUGUAACCAAAUGUGGGAGCCAGAGAUGAAACCUGAGUGCAGCUGAGACUGGGAAACCUGUAAGGCAUUGGUCCAGCCGGGGCUGCUUUUAAGCUCUGCAGUGUGUGCAGUGAUGGGAGCGUUUUAUUCCAGUGCCAUUCGAGUUGAGAGCGUCCGGUUACCCUUAGGUCUGAACGCAAACCCUGUUAAUGGAAGCCAGGGAGAUGUGGGUGUGCAGUCGCUAACAACUCCCUGCUCUGAAGCGCUCGUGUCAAGGGCAGUUCAAUCAGGUGCGCCCUCUUUAAGGAUCAUGUUAUUGUCAGUCUUCUGUACCAUGGCUUGCUCAUUGCGAUCCGCGCAGUGCCUGGGACAGAAUGCCUAAUGAAUAUUUGUUGAAUGAAUGACUAUUUUUGGAACAGCGAGAUUGAAAGCAAAUCUUAUUCAGUGCAUUCAUUCUCGUUAUAUGGUUUGGUCAAAUGGAUGGCUGGAAUCGGAGGUCUGUGUUCAGUGCUUGUGCUCUCAUGAACCGGGAACCGACAGCCACACAGACCACGAGGGCGGCGUCGGAGGCAGUGGAGGAAGCUCCGGGACUCAGGGGGUGGCUGUGUGAACUCCGGUGGGCCCAUCAGCCCCUCUGAGCCUCACUUUCUGUCUGCACCUCUGAACUCAGACUUCUGCUGCAUUGCUUUGACCCAGUUGUUCUGUUAAUGGGCAGAGUCCAUGGGGAAGGAAAAUCAGCAAAGCCAGGGCGGACAGCUGACUCCUGUACAGGCUUCUUGGGGGCUUCUUCUGUGGUAGGAGGCCCCCAAAUGGGGCAGCUGCCCUUGGCCUUGAGAAUGCUUGUUUCUGUACUUCCUUUUGCUGUCACUCUGGAGAUCACAGUCACAGAGAAACAGCCUGGGAAAACUCGAAUCUGACUGUCCAGAAGUCUUCCAGAAGGUUCCAGAACCCAGCUGUUCUGGUCUAAAGGACAAGCUGUCCUCAGCAGAGCCGUUCCUGGCAAACUCUGCCAUGAGCCCCACCUGAAAUACUUUCUGUGUUCUGCCAGAUGUGGGAUGGGAGCACUGGGGAACUGUCUCUGUGAAAUAUCACUCAGCACACAUUGCAAUGAUUCACAUCUCCCACGUCCCAGGCCCUGUCCUUGGUGCUGGGAAUACAGUCAUUGAUCCAGUCCUCUGCCAGGCUGGAGCUCCGUGGUAGAGAGAUGAGCCAAGAACCCCAUCAUACUGUCGUGCACAGCACUGUGCUAUGCUAUACACACCAUGAUGUUGGGCCGUCCACCUUGCUGUGAUGCAAAAUAAACCAGAGUGACAGGCUUGGUGAAGCUGCUGUCUUGCUUUGGGUUGGGCAUGG
Messenger RNA from Oryctolagus cuniculus (rabbit), 4251 nucleotides. RefSeq names its product dopamine receptor D5 (gene DRD5). Gene Ontology annotation, molecular function: dopamine neurotransmitter receptor activity, coupled via Gs; G protein-coupled receptor activity. The record is from RefSeq and is a predicted model, not a curated record. Gene Ontology annotation, cellular component: plasma membrane. Gene Ontology annotation, biological process: positive regulation of MAPK cascade; G protein-coupled dopamine receptor signaling pathway; adenylate cyclase-activating adrenergic receptor signaling pathway. NCBI's taxonomy places the organism in Eukaryota, Metazoa, Chordata, Mammalia, Lagomorpha, Leporidae.